AUUCCUAGCCACUAUUCUCAGAUUAAAAGAUUCCACACACUAUUACUGUUCAACCAAAUUUCCAUGGCCUCCAAAGAUACACUAGUUCUAGAAGCUGAAACGGUGGUGGUGCCGCCACACGAAGCCAUGGCUGCAGAACAUAAAAAGGUGGAGUAUCCACCGGAGGUGAAAACUCCGGCGGCUUCUCCAUCUACUGAUUGCUUUGCUUUGGCUGACGUGGUGUUGAGGUUUUUACUGUUUGCUUCAGCAUUAGUGGCUGUUGUGGUUAUGGUCACCAGUAAGCAAACAGAAAAAUUUCCUAUUUUACCAUUUCCUCCAUUUCUGGUUGCUCUUCCUGCUAAGUUCACCCAUUCGCCAGCCUUCAUAUACUUUGUAGCAGCACUCUCAGUUGCAGGCUUGUACGGCAUAAUAACCACUCUCCUUUCCUUCUAUGCCCUCCUCAAGCCCGGUUGUUGUCCAACAGUCUUGUCUCAUUUCGUCAUUUUCGACGUGCUAUUGCUAGGAAUUGUGGCAGCUGCAACUGGAGCCGCAGGUGGAGUCGCUUAUAUAGGUUUGAAAGGCAAUUCUCAUGUUGGCUGGAAAAAAGUGUGUAAUGUGUACGACGAAUUCUGCAGGCAUCUCGGAGCUUCAAUUGCCGUCUCUUUGUUUGGCUCCAUCGUGCUUGUGUUGCUCGUUCUGCUCUCUGUCUACUCCCUCUCUAAGAAAAUUCCCAAGUAAAGGGUUAAAGCAACAUGAAUCGAAGCCAUUAUGGUAUGUUCACUGGGUUAACUAGACACUAUAAAACAAAAUCGAAGAAAAAAUUAAGUUGUAAUGUGCAGUGUUAUUUAGUACUGUGUACCAAAUAUACUAUGUCAAGUGGGGUAUCGGUGUCGUAUUGUGUGUGCAUAUGUAGAAGUGUGUAUUCCUGCAGUCAGUUUUUUACUUGGUCCAUCCUGCUUCUAUUUUGUUAAUAUGUUGAUGUAUCAUUUGCUUGAUUGAACCGAGCUUCAAUCAAAACCA
This is a messenger RNA of Olea europaea var. sylvestris, 999 nucleotides long. RefSeq names its product CASP-like protein 1. The transcript is spliced from 3 exons. Lineage: Eukaryota; Viridiplantae; Streptophyta; Magnoliopsida; Lamiales; Oleaceae. Bases 64 to 717 code for a protein of 217 amino acids. The record is from RefSeq and is a predicted model, not a curated record.